Papaver somniferum (opium poppy) is the source of this 1877-nucleotide messenger RNA. RefSeq names its product scarecrow-like protein 32. Gene Ontology annotation, biological process: regulation of DNA-templated transcription. The record is from RefSeq and is a predicted model, not a curated record. Gene Ontology annotation, cellular component: nucleus. Bases 318 to 1661 code for a protein of 447 amino acids. The transcript has a single exon. Gene Ontology annotation, molecular function: sequence-specific DNA binding; DNA-binding transcription factor activity. Lineage: Eukaryota; Viridiplantae; Streptophyta; Magnoliopsida; Ranunculales; Papaveraceae.
CUCAACAUUUCAAACACCAUUUCUUUUCUUUUUUUGAGUUCCUACGUACUGUUUCUUUCUUUACAGAUCUUCAUCAAGAGAUGAUAAAACCGUGCUGAUCUUGAAUCCUUAUGUAUAUAUUUACCGAUUGUUAUAAGCCAGGUAGCAAAACCCGCAUCUCCAUGAGUACCACAACAAGACUAUGACUAUCCUCUGUCACUCUUUCAUCAUACUAACAGAUUACUUAACCAGCUUCAUCACCAACUGGUAGAACCAAACAAAACCAUAGAUUAUAUUUUUCCUGUCUGUAGAUAUAUAAGAAUAACAAGCUAACUGUGAUGAAGACUGAAUUAAGAAGCUCAACUUCACCUGUUUCUCUUUCUAAACCUAGUGUUUUUGAUACCUCUCAAAGUUCUUUACCAGGUGCACUUAAUGGAUGUCUAGGAACCCCAGAUGGAGCUUGUAUAGAAAAGCUUCUUCAUCAAUGUGCAAGUGCCCUAGAGAACAAUGAUGUAACUUUAGCUCACAUGAUGUGGGUCCUUAACAAUGUUGCUUCUUCAAUUGGUGAUCCUAACCAAAGGCUGACUUCGUGGUUCUUAAGAGCUCUCAUAUCUAGAGCUUCGAGAGUUUGCCCUAGUACAACCAUAAACUUCCCCGAUGGAACACCAGCUACUCUUCAAAGAAACAGUUCACGGCCGCUCUCGAUGACGGAGUUAGCCGGGUACGUUGACACAAUCCCUUGGCAUAUUUUUGGGUUUUGUGCAUCAAAUCAUUCAAUUCUUAAAGCAAUUCAGGGACACAAAAAAGUUCAUAUCUUAGAUUUUAGUAUCACACAUUGUGUGCAGUGGCCUACUCUAAUAGAUGCCUUGGCAAAGAGACCCGGAGGUCCACCAGCCCUGCGAAUCUCUGUGCCAUCUUUAAGGCCACCUGUGCCACCAUUAGUUAACGUCUCAAGCGAAGAUGUGGGGUUACGUUUGGAAAAUUUUGCGAAGUCCAGAGAUAUUACUUUCAGCUUCUCAGUACUCGGCGGGUCGUCUUCUAAAUCAUCAACUCAUGUGCAUUUUGACCUUGAGAGGCUCAUGAAUCAUUUGAAUCCUACUUCACUAGAACUGAAAGAUGAUGAAGCGUUGGUUGUAAAUUGCCAAAAUUGGUUACGAUAUCUACCCGAUGAACUCCAGGGAAAUACUCAACAAGCUCCAUCUUUCCGAAAUAGGUUUCUUGAGAUUAUUAGAGGUAUCAAUCCACAUAUUGUUAUCGUAGUUGAUGAAGAUGCAGAUUUGGAUACCUCGAGUUUGAAAUCAAGGAUAACUGCUAGUUUUAAUUAUCUAUGGAUACUAUUUGAUGCGUUGGAAACGUUGUUGCCAAAAGAUAGUUGUCAAAGGAGUGAAUAUGAAGCUGAUAUUGGGCAUAAAAUUGAGAACAUCAUUGGAUUUGAAGGGUUACAAAGGAUAGAAAGAUUAGAAUCAGGUAUUAGAUUGGUAGAAAGAAUGAAGAGAGCAAAGUUCAUAAGUAUUCCCAUCUGUGAAGAAACUAGUAAAGAAGUUAAGUACUUAAUAAAUGAACAUGCAAGCGGUUGGGGAACGAAAAAAGUGGAUGAGAUGCUUGUGCUUACUUGGAAAGGUCACAAUUCGGUCUUUGCUACAACUUGGGUUCCGUUUGGAUCAGGGCCAUCCGGCCUAUAAAAAGAAAAGGAGAAAGAAGAAAGGCCUUCGUAUUAGUGUGGGAACUGAUCAUAUGACACAUGUUUUCUUCGCAUGUCGUACUUUGUUGUGCCAUAGGCGCUUAUCAGUGCCAUGUCGAUGUGCCUAUUGGAUGGCACAACACAAUACUUUAAAGCUUACAUGUCGUGUUAGAUCAUGUGUUUUGUUGUGCUUGAAUUUUCUUUGUUGUGAUAAUGC